Messenger RNA from Closterium sp. NIES-65, 549 nucleotides. The record is from the annotation of a GenBank genome assembly. NCBI's taxonomy places the organism in Eukaryota, Viridiplantae, Streptophyta, Zygnematophyceae, Desmidiales, Closteriaceae.
AUGCGGGAAGCAGCUCCUAGGCGGGACGGCGCCGGCUCGAGUGGAGCGCGAGGCGCCCAUGCAGACAGCUCUGACGGCGGCGGUGACACCGACUUCAGCGAUGACAAUCUCGAGGAGAUUGUCUCCUCCAGCGGAUCCGAGGACGACUCCGACAACUCGAACGCGAAGGACAGUAGCGACGAGGAGGAUUCCGACGCGGAUCCCGCAGGCUCGGAUGCUGGACCAAGUACACGCAAGCGCAGACUCAACGAGACCGCCACCAUGGCGGCAGCGAAAGUCAUCGCCGACACAAUCACAACAUGCAAUGCUCAGGCGUUGCGGCAGCUUAGUGACACGGUGCAACUCCUCGUGACAGCCAUCCACGUCGCUGCCACCCUGGGUAGGGCUCCGCCUCCACAACCCCAGCCCGUGUCGCCGCCGCCGCCCGCCAAUGCGCACGCCCUCACAGUCACGGAUGGCAACGAGGACUCGCCCGCCUUAGACAGAGAGGCUGGCGACAAUCCCCACGAUAGGGACGAUGAGGCGCGCGAUGACAGGACGUCCGACUAG